CUUCCCCGAAUUGGCUGCGCCUGCGUAACCCGGAAGUGGUCGCAUUUUAGGGCUCCGCGCGGAGGCGCGUUCGAGUUUGAGGACGUGAGUGCGGCGCCAGGAUGAACGCUCCUCCGGCCUUCGAGUCGUUCUUGCUCUUCGAAGGCGAAAAGAAAAUCACCAUUAACAAGGAUACUAAGGUGCCCAAUGCAUGUUUGUUUACCAUCAACAAAGAAGACCACACUCUGGGAAACAUCAUCAAAUCUCAGCUGCUGAAGGACCCACAGGUGCUGUUUGCUGGUUACAAAGUCCCUCACCCCUUAGAACACAAGAUCAUCAUCCGAGUCCAGACCACCCCGGACUACAGCCCCCAGGAAGCCUUUACCAAUGCCAUCACAGAUCUCAUCAGUGAGCUCUCCCUGCUGGAAGAACGCUUCCGGGUGGCCAUCAAGGACAAGCAGGAAGGCAUUGAAUAGCAGGCCAAAAGGAGACUUGCUCAGGGCCUGUGAGGCUCCUGUCUACAUGCUUCGGACCUUCUUGACACCCAGCAGAAAACAGCAGCCAGUCCCAGCCACAGCCCCCUCUGGUACUCCCCAUCCAACACUGACACAUCCUAUACAUAGACUGCUAUUUUCCUAAUAAAAUAUUGCAGGAAAAGA
This is a messenger RNA of Nannospalax galili (Upper Galilee mountains blind mole rat), 638 nucleotides long. It is a transcript of the gene Polr2j, whose product is annotated as RNA polymerase II subunit J. Lineage: Eukaryota; Metazoa; Chordata; Mammalia; Rodentia; Spalacidae. The record is from RefSeq and is a predicted model, not a curated record. The transcript is spliced from 4 exons. Gene Ontology annotation, molecular function: DNA binding; protein dimerization activity. Gene Ontology annotation, biological process: transcription by RNA polymerase II. The coding region runs from base 102 to 455 and encodes 117 amino acids. Gene Ontology annotation, cellular component: RNA polymerase II, core complex.